UCGCCUCCCCAUAUUAUUCUCAUUCCACACGGAAAUCCGUAAACGGACAUUCCAAUUAAACGCUCAACUGUGUGCGGCGUGUGAAAAAUCUAUUCACUUAUAGAGCCCCAAAAGCUUCCUCAUCAAUGAAAAAGAAAGCGAGUAAUUUCAAAAGAAAUAGUGAAAGGAAAAACCCAUUACGAGUGUUGUGAUUAGGGAUCAAAGGGGGAGAAAAUUCUGCUGAUGACAAUGAGUGGGCUAUUUGAAGGGGAUCCGGGAAUGGCAGCCAAGGCGAUGGAGUUGAAGAGGGAACUGCAGAAGUUAGUGAAGGCAAUUGUAGAUGAGGAUGAUGUUAAUGUAGGGGCAAUUGAUAGGGCCCAGCAAAUGUUGUGUGCUUUAAAGGAAUUGAAGGUAAAACAAUCAUUAUCCUCCUCGAAGGUUCAUCCUCAUCAUCAUGAUACAAUUUCAGAGAAGAUUCCAGAGGAGUUUAAUUGCCCACUUUCCAAGGAACUCAUGAGGGAUCCGGUUAUUGUUGCAUCUGGUCAGACUUAUGAUAGACCAUUUAUCCAAAAAUGGUUGAAAGCUGGGAACAGGAUAUGCCCGCGAACGCAACAAGUACUCUCUCACACUAAUCUUACACCUAACCACUUGAUUCAGGAAAUGAUAUUACAAGGGUGCAAAAAUCAUGGGAUUGAAUUGCCGGAACCUGUCCAGUAUUCCGAUGAGGAUGUAUUAACUGAAGCGGAUCGAGAACAUUUCCUUUCUCUGCUAAGGAAAAUGUCUUCAACGUUAUCUGCUCAAAAGGAAGCUGCAAAAGAGUUGCGGCAGUUGACGAAAAAAAUGCCAUCUAUCCGGGCACUUUUUGGUGAAUCUGUUGAUGCCAUACCUCAGUUGCUUUCUCCAAUUGCUCAAAGCAGGUCAAGAAACAGUGUUCAUCCAGACCUGCAAGAAGAUUUAAUAACAACACUUUUGAAUCUCUCAAUUCAUGACAACAAUAAAAAGCUCGUUGUAGAAACACCAAUUGUUCUUCCUCUUCUUAUGGAUGCAUUAAGACUGGGAACAAUCGAAACAAGGAGCAAUGCAGCUGCCACACUUUUCACAUUAUCGGCUGUUGACUCAAAUAAGGUCCUCAUUGGAAAAUCAGAUGCCUUGAAACCCCUCAUUAACCUAUUAGAUGAGGGGCACCCUUUAGCAAUAAAAGAUGUUGCUUCAGCUAUCUUUAAUCUAUGUCUUAUUCACGAGAAUAAGUCAAGAGCUGUUCGAGAUGGUGCAGUGAGAGUGAUCAUGAAAAAGAUCAUGAAUGGAAUGCAUGUUGGUGAAUUACUGUCCAUCCUUGCUAUGCUUUCAACUAAUCAAAAGGCUAUUGAAGAAAUGGGAGAGCUUGGGGCUGUUCCAUGCUUGCUUCGUAUAAUUCGAGAGACCUCUUGUCCUCGCAACAAGGAGAAUUGCAUUGCUAUCCUUUAUACCAUAUGUUAUAGUGAUCCAUCCAAAUGGAAGGAGAUGAGGGUGGAAGACAGUACUUAUGGAACAAUCUCUCGGCUCGCUCAAAACGGUACUUCAAGAGCCAAGAGAAAGGCUAGUGGUAUUCUUGACAGACUGAAUAGAGCUGUCAAUCUUCCACAUACGGCAUGAUGAGUACUUUUAUGCAAAUAUUCUGUAAAUUCUGCAUAGUUUUCCCUUCACAACCAUUAAGGUAUAUUUUGGGCAUUUUAGCCUUUGUUCUGUAUAUUCUACUAUCUCAGCAGGUGUUGGACCCCACGUUUACGGCCAAUGGUUACUGUGAACAGUUUCCGAUAAGAUUCUCCAUAAAAUAGUUGAAUAAUUGAUGUCCGUGGUUUCGAGUAGACUGCAUUUUUAUCUGUGAAAAUCUGUCAUCGUCUCUUUUUGCUACCUAUAAUGUCUUGUUUUUAUGGAUUGUUGCAUUAUUAUUUAGUCAAAUAAUUCCUGCACAUGGCUUUGCUUGUUG
Messenger RNA from Olea europaea var. sylvestris, 1945 nucleotides. RefSeq names its product U-box domain-containing protein 9-like. NCBI's taxonomy places the organism in Eukaryota, Viridiplantae, Streptophyta, Magnoliopsida, Lamiales, Oleaceae. The transcript is spliced from 2 exons. Gene Ontology annotation, cellular component: nucleus; cytoplasm. Gene Ontology annotation, biological process: protein ubiquitination. The coding region runs from base 223 to 1611 and encodes 462 amino acids. Gene Ontology annotation, molecular function: ubiquitin-protein transferase activity; protein binding. The record is from RefSeq and is a predicted model, not a curated record.